AGAGAGAGCCCCAAGAUGCCGGAGUUAAUCGAACAGAUGUACUGCUCCCAGCAGAUCGUCAUUCCUCCGAAGUUUCCCUACAUACUGAAAAGAUACUGUAAAGCUGCCAUUAAAACUCAGCCCUACGACCUCCUGCGAUGGUCCUUCGAAUAUUUUUCUGCGCUCUCACAGAACCGAAUGCCACCCGUCAAAUUGAGGCUUGAGUACCCCAUCUACAGCACCGAGGGGGGCCUGACCAGAGGUUGCCUGAAGGUUUUAGCAAAUCAGUUGGCCGGAAUGCCUGACUUACCUCUACCGGUAGUUCGCAAAGCCUGGAGAGGAUUCUGCCUGGAUCCAAACGAACUGAAAAGAAUCUUCUGUCUUUGUGAAGUAUAUAUGAGAGAAGAGACAGUACCCUUCUUACGUUUCAUCGCAGUGGCUGGUGGAUUGUUGACAAAGACCUUAACUCAUACGAUGAUACUACUCUGCGAGACCCUGACGAAGGAGCCUGACGGAGGCUCAGCUGCGAUACCUAUCACAGACUUCCUUACCAUGUACGAGUAUCUGGCCCGCGUCGACGCUUCCAAAGAUAUCAAGUACUUCAAUGGAUUUAGAGAAGGUGAAACUCCAGUGCAAGAAUCGAUCCCCGAAGAAGAGGAAGUGCAGCAAGAGGUAGAGUGCGAAGAAGAAAAAUUGUCAGAUGAUUACUGGCAAGACACCAGACACCUUCAGAAAUUGACGCUUACCGGCGACUACGUUUCCCAUGCGCCAAGAUUAAGCGAAAAACUCAAUUUGCCAGUGAUUGGCAAACUGGAACGGUCGCCAUCAGUUGAAAGAGCGACCCGGAUUGAGCGGGAGAGCUAUUUGAGAGAAAGAAAAGAUUUACCAAAAAAAGAAGAGAAACUCGAGAUAAAGAAAGGAGUGCAAAUACUAGUAAUGGACGAAGAUGAAAAUGAAAUACCUUACGAGUUUUACGGCGAGCCAAUAGAUCAAACACAGAUAGAAAACGUAGAAAACGAAGAAAUGGGUGAAGAAGAGAGAAGAAAUGAAGAAACUGGACUCCAAAUUGAAAUGGAAAGACAAAAUAUUCAAAAAUUUGUUGACGAAUGCUAUAAGAGUCGUGAAGAACGUCGUGAUGAUUUGGAGCAAACUUUCAACGAGAUUGCAGAAAUCGUGGACAGAUAUAAAUCUGCACAUUAUGACCUUGGAAUGGUGGCCGGACGACAAAUGUCUACUACCAGUGGUGAAUUCAUAGUGGCGAACAUCGAGAAAGAGGUCAUGGACCAUGUUAAUGAACAAAUAGCUGUACUGCCUGACCCUGAUUUAAAAAAAAAGAAGGCAAAACCUGAAGAAGUUGAAAUGAUCAAAGAUCUCCUAGAGAAGUUCCUUGAUGACAACAUGGACGUGAUUGCACCUGAACUGGAGGAAGUUGAGGAGGAAGAGCAAGCUAUACCAGACGUUACAAUUGUCUAUGCUGUCCCCGGCAUAGGCCCUCCAGUAGAUAAGGAGCUAAUAAGAGACUUCGAGGAGUAUGCAUUAGAGGUGUCCAAAGUACAAGCUGAUGUUUUAAUGCCGAGAAACAUACGACAUUUUCUUUGCCCGCCAUUGGAGAUGUACGAGAGUAAUUUUAAGAAGGAGGAAGUGGCGACCAGUGGUGUUAUUACAGACUAACUAUAAUGCCGGAAACAAUUCAUAAUACCACGUCCAAUACAACAGCGACAGCGAAAUAAAACCGUGGUAUUAUAAUAUACUUACUAGUUGCUCCCCG
Molecule: messenger RNA, 1747 nt
Organism: Pararge aegeria (speckled wood butterfly)
Lineage: Eukaryota; Metazoa; Arthropoda; Insecta; Lepidoptera; Nymphalidae
Exons: 13
Coding region: 16-1650 (544 amino acids)
Source: RefSeq, a predicted model, not a curated record